GAGGUUUGGAGCUGAAAAGGGAGAAGAAGAUCCAGUACAUAGAUACACAGGAAGGGAAUGCCGAAAAGUCAAUUUCUUGGAGUCCCUAGCCUGAAUGAUGAGGUCACUGCGCUCGUGGUUGACGAUAACAAAGUGAGCCAAAUGAUUCACCACCAGCUCCUAAACGUCCUUGGAAUUGUGAACCAUGUUGUUGGAAACGGAAAAGAAGCCGUCGAGAUCCACUCCUCGGGAAAGAAAUUUGACCUCGUUCUCAUGGACAGAGACAUGCCUGUAAUGAAUGGCAUAGAGGCGACAAAGAAACUGCGAGAUAUGGGCGUUAAAAGCACAAUCGCUGGUGUUUCUUCUCACUCAUUAUCAGAAGAGAGGCAAGAAUUCAUUGAAGCAGGUCUUGAUGACUAUCACGAGAAGCCUUUGACGGUUGCUAAGCUCCUCUCCGUUGUCAGCAAGAUCAAGUACAAGGCGUGA
This is a messenger RNA of Eucalyptus grandis, 465 nucleotides long. RefSeq names its product two-component response regulator 24. Gene Ontology annotation, biological process: phosphorelay signal transduction system. Lineage: Eukaryota; Viridiplantae; Streptophyta; Magnoliopsida; Myrtales; Myrtaceae. The transcript is spliced from 2 exons. The record is from RefSeq and is a predicted model, not a curated record. Bases 58 to 465 code for a protein of 135 amino acids.